Acanthamoeba castellanii str. Neff is the source of this 684-nucleotide messenger RNA. RefSeq lists its product as uncharacterized. NCBI's taxonomy places the organism in Eukaryota, Discosea, Longamoebia, Acanthamoebidae. The record is from RefSeq and is a predicted model, not a curated record. The coding region runs from base 1 to 684 and encodes 227 amino acids. The transcript is spliced from 5 exons.
AUGUCUCUUCCUACGAUUGAAGAGCUGGAGGACCUGACCUCGCAGUGCCUGGCGAGGACCUUCUCGGACCAGCAGGUGCAGGCCAUCAUCAGCCACUCGCGCCAGCUGGCAUCGUUCGGGAAGAAGAGCAAGAAGGACAAGAAGAAGAGCAAGAAGGACAAGAAGAAGGACAAGAAGCAUAAGAAGAAGGACAAGAAGGACAAGAAGAAGUACAAGGAGGGCUACAAGGAGCAGCCCUGGAGGCCUGCCGAGUGGAGCCUCAGCAAGGAGGCCAGCGCCGAAGGCAAGGAGUACGACUUCGACGAGGACGAGACCCGCUACGUGCGCACCAGGCUCCAGGAAGUCAGAGAGAAACUGCUGCACAGGCGCGAGGCCAGCGUCAGCAACUUCGCCCCGUGCAUGCUGCUCUACACCGAAGGCAGCGAGCCCGACGUCAAGGAGACCAAGCUUGACGCCCAGUGCACCCUGCUGAGGAAGGCCAGCACCCACGCCCUCAAGAGCGAGCAGUGCUGGUCGCAGUACCUGGCCAAGAUGGACGAGUGCCUCCACCACCGCACCGGCGAGUACUGCCUCCGCGCCUUCCGCCCUCUCGAGAGGCAGUGCGCUCAGUCUGGCUGGAGGAGCGUCAACGACCUGAGGAAGCUCACCAGGCUGCGCUCCAAGGAGGAGGUCGACCUGCAGUAG